Messenger RNA from Pestalotiopsis fici W106-1, 3687 nucleotides. RefSeq lists its product as uncharacterized. NCBI's taxonomy places the organism in Eukaryota, Fungi, Ascomycota, Sordariomycetes, Amphisphaeriales, Sporocadaceae. Bases 1 to 3687 code for a protein of 1228 amino acids. The transcript has 5 exons. The record is from RefSeq and is a predicted model, not a curated record.
AUGGUGUCGUUCUCUACGGCGAGGGCUGCGGUCCUUGUAGGGGCCUGGGCAUUCGCAACCCAUGUGAAUGCUCAGGGUUACUACUUUCAGAAUCAAGGCGAUAGUUGUGCCGGCGUGGGUUUCCAGUACCUCGGGUGCUACAACGCUCCAGGUGGCGUGGACCCCUUUCAAUAUACGCCUGGUGUCCCAACCACGAGAGACGGCCAAGGCAAUCCUUCACUGUCAUACAUUCAAUUCGACAACAACGACUUUACCAAUGCCACAACCAACGGAAACUAUUGCAGUCUGUUCUGUAGGGCCCACGGGUACAAGUACACUGGCCUAUACAACCAAGGAUGUACAUGUGGCUCGUCUCUUAGUGACAGCAUCAAGUCUCUGACUCCUGCUGCUGACAGCGCCUGUGCCAUUGAGUGUUCAGGUGAUCCGACUGAGAACUGUGGCACUGCUACUGGUAUCAGCAUCUACGUGGACACAUCUUUCCAGAGGGAGGACAGUCUUGUGCCUGCAAACUUGGCGACCGGCUAUCAGAAACUUGGGUGCUUCUACGGUAGCAAUGGCGGUCCAACAAUUCCUGGCCCCAACUUCUACCAAACGACAGUGGCCACGCCCGACCUAUGCUUUGCAAACUGCGCAGACCUCAAGCUUCCAUAUGCGCGGGUAAUCCGAGAUGACGCUAAUACUUUCCGUUGCUUCUGCGGUGCCGACUUUGGCUGGGGUGUUCGGGCUUAUGACGACAGCACCGAUCAACUGUGCCAGUCAAAGUGCUCAGACGGAACAAGCGGCUGUACGGGACAGGAUUGCUGUGGUGUGGGCAACAAUAACGCUGCGCCGGUAUACGCCAAUCCUGAGCUCAUGGGCUGCCUUGCCCCAGUCAUCCCUGGCUUCUACACGGCUGCCGGUUCGACGGUCCCGGCGGGCGCCUAUACUUGCUCACCGACUCCUGCUUUUGUCAGCGCGAGGUCCAAGUAUACCGUCAGCUAUGAAACAGCUCCUUCGCUGACCAAGACGGUUUCCUUUGUGGCAACCGUCACUCCCGCGGCUGGUGCGGCCUUUGUUCCCUAUGGCUGCUACGCUGGCGGCGCGUCCAUCCUCGAGGCGCCGACAUUGGCGGCUCCAGCGUCUCUGCCAUCGGGUAGAGUGGCCGUCGACACAUGUGUUGAAUACUGUAAUGCCCAGGGCGCAUCGUGGGCCGCACUCCGGGCUCCCACCAAUGCCGAGUCGAUUUGUAUCUGUGGUAGCGACAUUGCCAGCAGUGGCCUCGGAAGCAUAGAGAGGUUCAGCACUUGUAACAAGCGGUGUAGUGGCGACCAAAGCCAUUUCUGUGGCCCCAAUGCUUCCGAUGCAGGAGGUCUCGUCUAUGUCAACACGGCUGUUGCCACGUACACGAAUGGUCCCUGGUACACGGGACAGUACAACACUUGGACGGUCACGCCCACCUAUGGCUGUACUGGAGGAGUCACAUCGUCCGCAGGCCCAACGACCUCGGUCUCAAGCACUGCUUCAAGCAUUACUAGCUCACCUUCCAUCACCUCGAGCGACACUGCUUCCAUUACGUCUAGCAGCACUGCGAGCGAAUCCAUCAGCAGCACUACGAGCGAAUCUGCCAGCAGUACUGCGAGUGAAUCUGCCAGCAGUACUGCGAGUGGAACUGAUAGCAGCACUUUGAGCAUUUCGGAGAGCAGCACAUCCAGCGGGUCUGCCAGCAGUACCGACACCAACUCUGCAAGUAGCACUGGCAGCAACACUGAAAGCAACUCAUCGAGCAGUACAGAGAGCAACACUGCCAGCAAUACCGAGAGCAACACUGCUACCAACACUGAAAGCAACUCAUCGAGCAGUACUGAUACCAAUACUGCCAGCAACACUGGUAGCAGCUCGCCUACUAGCACCGAGUCUAACGCCAGUAUUACCAGCAGCAGCACCGACUCUGCUUCGACGAGCAGCAAUACGGCAGAUGCAAGCACCAACACCAUCAGCACGAGUUCUCAAGGCUCUGACAUCAGCACUGACAGCCAAUCCGCAACAAGCUCGGUUACUGAUACAAACACGGCGAGCCAGAGCACAACCGCUCAGGGUACCGAAUCUAGCAGUGAAGGCCAACCUACAACGACUCCCAACACAGAGACUGGCACUGGAAGCCAGGGCACAUCCACUCAAAGCACUGAUGCAAACACUAGCAGUCAAAGCGACGUGUCGGGCUCUUCCACGGCCACAACGUCAUCGACGGCUUCCACCACGGAAAUCUCGGGCCGCCCGACUAUCACAGUCACCUCGAGGGUUGUUCGCAGCUUUGCCGCCGUCUUUGACACGGAGCAGGUCCCUGACAAGACGGGCACAUAUGUCAACCUGACAACGUUUGAUCCCGUUACUAAUGUCAGUCAAGCUGACAGGAGCUUUGUGGUCCAGUAUCUGGGAUGCUACCUGUUCGAUGGAGUCACCACUCCCUUCACGGAAGAUGAUUCUCAAAACUUCAUUGGAGAUGCGACGGCAAGCGGCACAGCUUCUGGAUGUGCUGGUGUCUGCGCUGGAGCCAACUUUACUCUGUCGGCCAACAACCAAGGAGACUGCUUCUGCGGAAAUGAACUCAAGUCGGCUAAUCUCGAACUUGAGCCCGACCGAUCCAGCUGCAGCGCAUCUUGCCUCGAGAGUGACAUUGAGAAGUGUGGUGGAGGUGACAAGCUGACAUCGCCGAGUGGUGCCCUGCUGAGCGUCCCGGGCAACUCUUUCUUCAACAUCAUUGAAGCUGUGGACGCAGCAAAGGCCGUAAUUGUCGUCCUGGACGAAAACACCACCACCACUGGUACCGCUUCCGAUUCCGCCACUGGUUCUGUGACCAACACGGAAACAACCUCUUCGCCAGCAGUCACUGGACCCGGUAGCAUCAGUACCAUGGUCAGUGCGACUACUUCAAAUGACUCUGCGGGAACUCAAACCAGCACCUCGUCGACUGCGUCGUCCACCAAUGGAGUUCCCGGAGUCCAGGACAUGCCAGGUCAGACCAUCAUUGCUGGCAUUCUCAACGACGGAGGUGCUGCUCAGGCCCAGGGAAGUGGCACCAAUGGUGUCAACGGGGGCUCUGGGUCCGUGGGAGCUGUGUUCCGUGUGCCGACUGGCGGUUUCCUCGGCGGCGAAGACUCCCCCAACCCUGUGUCGUGCAGUGAUGCCAUUCCCCUGAACCUGACCAGCGGACAGCUGAGCAGCGGCGGCGAGUUCAUUGCUGCGGAAUCAACCGAUGCUUAUACCCCCCUGGCCGCCUCGAUGAUGAGUGCCGCCGUCACGACCACGUUCUCGUCGGUCGACGGAAUCUUGCACUGGUUCAACCCGGCCUUUUACCGGGGCGAGGCUGGUUUCUGCCAGGUCGGUUCCGGACAGGUCUAUGCCACCUUUACACCGGCUUCGCAGUGGCCUCAGGGCUGUGUUGCCAUCUCUCUGGCUCUGUACAGAGUUGAACAAUGCCAGAAUGGUACCCUCGUCGAUCCUUCUCUGGCCACCGGUACAGUGACCUCGGGCCCGACAGCCACCAACAGCAACGGCGGCAACGGCAGUGGUCUGGCCACCAUGACCAGCCCGAUUCCCUUUUCUGAGGGCAUUUUCCCAAUUGAUGCCAGCCCGACCGACGAGGCGUGCGUCAGCACUCCCCUGUCAUGGGAGAUUGCCCCCGAGCCUACCUUUAUCGAGGCCGCCUAG